ACUGGGUGUAUUGUGGAUGCCAUCAUUCAACUAUUCAAUUAGGCCAUACAUCAAACCUGGUUUAACGCACGCACUGCAAUGUUUCUGCUAUGCUUUGUCCGAUCGAAUAUUCGAUACUCGUUGUACAGGUGAAUAAGAAUCGUACGACGAUAAACAAGAAUGGUGCGACAGGCCUUGACCAAGUGGCAGGUAAGAGUUUCAAUCAAUAUGUUUUACUAGGAAUAUGAUGGAGAGUCAGUUGCAAACGCAGAAACGUGUAAAGGCGGACGAUUGUCUUUAUCUUUCUUUCUUUUGUGUUAUCCUGCGAGAUCAUCAGAAGGACGACCUUGAACACAAGACCUGUUACAAGAAAGUAACCGAUAGUUUCCGUCAUGAAGGUUUAUUUAAAGUUUAUUGCGGUGAUUCUUGUUGGCUUGUCAUCUCUGAAUAUGGUAUUCGGCCAAAACCGCGGUGGUUCUGCACAGUUGCGUCCUGACGACGGGCUCAUAGCCUUAGAUUCCCUAACGCGCAACCGCGGCAGUGGUGGAACGUUGCGUCCUGACGACGGGCUCGUACCCUCAAGUUCCCCAAAGGGCAACCGCGGCGGUUCUGCACAUUUGCGUCCUGUCGACGGACCCGCACCCUCAAACUCCGUAUCGGACGACCGCAGCAGUGGGGUACAUGAGCGUCGACACCGCGGCAGUGCUGGAUGGUUGCGUCCUGACGACGGGCCCGUACCCUCAGAUUCCGUAUCGGACUACCGCGACAGUGCGGUACAUUUGCGUCCUGACGACGAGCCCGUACACUCAGGUUCCGUAUCGGCCUACCGCCGCGGUCUCAAGAGCGGGGGUCGUGGCGGUACUGCACAGUUCCGUCCUGUCGACGGGCCCGUACCCUCCAGUUCUGCAUCGACCUACCGCAGCAGUGGGGUACAUUUGCGUCCGGUCGACGGGCCCGAAAAUGACUUGAAUAUCCCCCCUGCGAAUCCAGCAGGCUUGACGGGUACCGUUCCCCGUCUUGUUCGUCGUUGCGUAGGCACUGGUUGCAGACGCUCCUUGGAAUGAAGCCAUAAGAACAAUCAAGAUGUUUGUACAUGUGUGUGUAUAUAGGCAAUUGGCAUUCCUUUGUAUAUAUGUUUGUGAUGUGUUUUGUACAUAUUGAAAAAGUUUAAAAAAAAAAAGUGUUCAAAAACAACGCUUUACUUUUC
This is a messenger RNA of Spizellomyces punctatus DAOM BR117, 1186 nucleotides long. RefSeq lists its product as uncharacterized. Lineage: Eukaryota; Fungi; Chytridiomycota; Chytridiomycetes; Spizellomycetales; Spizellomycetaceae. The coding region runs from base 372 to 1043 and encodes 223 amino acids. The record is from RefSeq and is a predicted model, not a curated record. The transcript is spliced from 2 exons.